This is a messenger RNA of Marchantia polymorpha subsp. ruderalis, 5088 nucleotides long. The record is from the annotation of a GenBank genome assembly. Lineage: Eukaryota; Viridiplantae; Streptophyta; Marchantiopsida; Marchantiales; Marchantiaceae.
CCCGCGGUAAAAGCUGGCCCGAACAGACUCCGCGGUUCGGUGGCGGGUCGGACUGUCGGUAUUUGCACUUUUGUCUCUCGAUGCAAGCCAUCUACGCACCUUUUGGGUACACUUUUCAUGCGACUCGAUAUCCUCGCAUGCGGAGGCGCGGCCACCAUCGAUCGGCCUCCAGAGCCGACAAGCAGCUUGCGAGAGCCUCCGGGUCUAGCAUGGACGGAGGGAGAGAGGGAGGGAGAGUGAUUGCCGAUUGAAGGAGGUUGCGAAGUCUGUCCCUCAACAAGAAAGAUGCGAUCCACGGCCCCGGCUCCGCCCUUCUAUCUUCUUUCGGUGUCACGAGCGGGGAUCUUUUGUUUUAUCUUGUAGAGACAGGGAGCGGAAAUCUGCCUCUUCCGACCACAACUGCGUCUCAACAAUCUGCUCUUGUGGGCGGAGCACCGAUUACGCGAAGGGAGGUUUCUAGUUCGGUAGGAGCGAGUGUGUACGGUUCAACUGCAAUCGACGUCAGCUCUAAUUUGCCAGUUUCUUCUAGAAGGGCCGUGGAUAAUUCUGACUUGCGUGAUUUAUGUGCAUCUGCUGCCGCGAGGAGAGCAACUUCAUUCCAAUCGAUGCGACAUCCCGUCGAGCAAACCGGAGAUGGUCUGGAGUCUUCUUCUUCAGAGCCACCGUGCGAGUCUAUAUUUUCUCCUUCGCCAAUUGACAUUGCCGACGAUUUUCAAAGCUCCGUUGGGCACGAAAUUGUAGAGGCCAUGGCUGCUGGCAAGGGAUUUGACUCAUUUGUUGGACGUCGCCUGCCGAUACCCGAUCUCCUUCAACGUGUUUUGUACGCCGAGCGAGGAAAAGUUCGUCAGGCAUGUUCAUAUCUCAUCCUCGCUGUCCAUGCCGUGAUGUUAGAGACGGGAUUUGUGAGGGUGGAACCAGGUUUGGCCGCUGCGGAAGGGCAUGAACUCCCUCCUGGUUGGAGCAGUGCGGGCCUUGUCAACCUCGUUUACUCGCUGCCAGACCUGCUAACUUCAAGGGAUUCAGAAUCCGGUAGAAUCCAAGGAGAGGAAGCGCUUCUGCGCUGCCAGGUUGUGGGUAAUGCCGUUGUAGUUUAUGGGGCUGUAACGGGCGGAACUGUGCAUCGCUUGAGUUUGUCGGUAAAGAAGUUCAUGCUUGAAGAUGCUGUACUUCGUACAGCCAGCGAUGAAGCGAACAGACAAAAGGACUUGGGCGUCGAAGAUAUGAAUCAAGAUAUAACCGAACGGAGCCGCAGUGUUGUCGCGGAUUUCAACGAUAACCCGAUGGCUUUGGGCUUCGGUAACGAAAACCAUGUUUUUCGUGACAUUUUUGAGCUCUGGAAGGAUGUCAAAGAUUCACUUUCCCUUCCGUUGCUGACAGUGAUUUGUGAAAAAGCUGGAUUGCCGCCCCCCCCAUCCCUUCUUAGGCUUCCGACAGAAUUGAAGAUAAAAGUUCUGGACUCUCUUCCGGCAGUCGCCUUGGCCAGUCUUGCAUGCGUCUCCUCGGAGCUGAGAUUUCUCGCAGCCAGUGAAGAUCUUUGGAAGCAGCAAUAUCGGCAGGAGUUUGGCGCCGGUGGUGAUAGGGCUCCUGGUGGUCGUGGGUGGAAAAAUGCUUUUGUUCGGGACUGGGAGAACAGGAGGAGAAGAGAAGAAGAUAGAAGAGAAGCCGAGAGGUACUUUCGGAAUGAUAUGUUCCCUCCCGGGACUCCUUGGCGAGCUUCAGCUUACCCACCCCAUUUUGGCGUAUUGGAUUAUUUUCAAGGUAUGGGAGGGAGCUCUCGGCGAGGGAUUGGAGGGUUCGGUCCAGAUGGCGGGGCUGGAUUCAGAAAUUAUGGCUUUCGUGGAGGUCCGCCAGGGAAUCCAAUGGCAUACGCUGGCAAUCGGGCUGUAGGGAGGCUUGACUUCGGGUUCGGUGGCAAUAGAGACGAUGUUGGAUGUUUCCACAGUAUGGAUGGUGUUGUAUACGAUGGUCAAGGAUUGCGAACAUGGCCGUCUCCCAAUUCGUUGCCAACAAGGGGAACGCGGUCUCUGACUGGUUAUGGCGGAGGUCGAGGUUCAGAAUUCCGACCACGCAAUAGACUCGACGGUGAUGGAGAUGUUGGUCUUUCUUUAGGGUUGGGACCGUACCGCUAGUGACACGUUGUUCAAGGCGAUCCUAACGAAAUGAAGGACUUCCAAGUCGGGGACUGAGCAGAUGAUUGAGAGAUCACAAGCAAAUAUUUUGAUGCGAGUGUCUGCACGAAGAAAAAAUGAUCGGAGCUACCUGGUUGGAAACCGUAAUGUGGACGCAGUUCCAAGCAGGAAUGAAUGUUGGUGAGGGGUUGAGUUAUAGUACCAGAGAAAUGUGUGUACAUCAGGUACCACGUACUGGUUCUCAGGUGAUUUUUGACAGGGCCAACCAAAGUGGCUUGAGCACACUUUCAGAAUGCGAAUAGUGAAAUAACAUUCUUAUAACAUUUCUUUCGACCAAUCUCUUUUCACUUUUCUCAUUCCGCGUGAACUGAAGACGAAUCCCUGAACUCUUGUAAAAAUGCCCACAGAUUGACCCUUCUUUCAGAAGUUUUUGCUGUGUAGAUCCCGAAAACUUAGUUAAAUACAAACGCCGAACUCCAUCGUAGUUUUUUUUUCCAGUCGUUGCUUAAGGCGCUAAUUUUGCCAUUAGAGCUGACUUGCUGGUCGUACGUUGCGCAGCUAACGAGAUUGGUUAGUUGAGUGCUUGCCACUGGCCAGCUUGCGCCUCCGGACGAUCCUUUCCCUUUGCAUCCAAGCGGGGCUGUUUUUGUUUCUUUCCUCUUGCAUAUUGUCCAUACACUAUUUAGACGGAUCUGAUAGUUGAAAGAUAGACUUUCAUAAGCUUUUAGAAAGAAGAUGUCAGGUUACCGGCUGGAAUCCCUGGAGUUGCUAAAUGGAGCGGGAAGAAAUAUAUUCUCCUUCGUCGGUUUACCCAAGGUUAAGAGGGUUAUCUUAAGUGUCGAAAGGCACUUGUUUAAAAAUUUGUAUAGAUGGUACGUCGCGUGUGCAUGGCAAUAAAGUAUAUCAUACGUGUAGUAUUAUAUGCUGCCUUCUGCUCUACACGUUCCAUACGUGUUAAGGAGACUAACUGCUCCAGACUAGUGGUUGAGCUUAGUAAUUCUGGCUCAGAAGAGGUCUUUUCUUUUUUUGUCUUGUCUGUCAUCCUGCAGACGAUAAAUUAAUAUAGUUACCUCUCUUACUCUACCAAUUUUCUGCUCCUGUUCCGAAUUUACUGUCUACUGGAUUUGGGAGACUACAGCUUCUCACUUCUCAACAUUUUCCUAUUUCUUGGAAUUGCACAAUCGGAAUCAAAAUGCUGUAUUAAGGUAAGGCUUCCCCAUUCAAUGCGAACGUAGUAGAUUACGGCUGUAGCGAAAGGAUGUUCUUCGUCGGGACGUGCCUUUCUAUAAAUCACUGGAAAAGUGCUGAACGUGGAUAUUCGGCAGGCACGCACGGAGCACUUCCCGGUUAUUCUCUUUCGCUUCCGAGCAUCUAUGCUGGAAGAUGUUUCCCUGUUGAUUAAAUCACUGUAAACCUCAUUUACCUCGCAAAUGGAUAAAAAGGAAAGUGGAAGGCCAGAACGGUAGUUCUGCGGAGCCUAUGAGUGUUAAAUAGUUUGUGAUGACAGUAAAUAAGUGCAAUUUCGUGAGCCGAGGAGCUAGCGUGCUUACAUGUCAGCUUCCGGGAAGGUUCAAGAAUCUUCGGUUUGGCUUGGAAACUUCGAAUGUGCGAUACCCACGCUAAGUGUUACGCAAAGGUUUCAAUUCAGCAACUGCGGAUACUUCUUUUGGCGAGUAGUAAAGAACACUUCGGAUGUGACAAAGGGAUGAUGUAACCGCACGUGAGUCACGAACACGUUCCCAGCAGCUUCUGUCGGAGGAGAUGGGUCGCAAAGCAAGCGUACGCUUGGUGUACAGAACCACGAAGUCGCGCUUCGCGUCGAGACCCGAGGCCCUUAACCCGCCUUUGUUCUGUUGCCUGGUUCCAGCCGUAGUUUAAUCUUACUCCGAGGCACGAGGCUCGCCUUCAUUGGGUCGAUACCGAGUCAGGUCUAUCCUAUUGAAUUAGAUCGGACCAGUGACCAGCGACCAGCGAGACGUUCUUUAAGUUUACUCUGUUCCCUGGAUUGUAAUAUAGUGGGUACGGACCAGAUCUAGUGCCAAAUAUUACACUGGUAGAACGAAAGGUCGUCAAAUUUCGAUGCUUACGUAUAUCGGCAUAGCAGGGAUGUCAGGUAUGUUUGCUGCACAGUCCCUAGCAUGCAAGGAUGUACCUGUUCGUCGAGAGAUUUUAACCCUGGCAUGAAGCAAGUAAAAAACGGGGAAGGCGAUGCAAGUCGUCCAGCUCAUUGAACUGCACAAACUGCACAGACCUCGUAGUCUGUUGUAUUUUGUUGACGUGUCACUUGCAUCAGUUAUUGAGCUUGGAAACCCUUUAUCCUGAUCAUAGUCAGCCUACAUUUUUUGAUUUUUGAGCAUUUGCUUCUCGGUACAUGUAGUCGUCAGCCUAAACCUAUGGGACGUGUUUCGCAUUGAGUACUCUCUAUAUGUCGGAAACCGGCAUUGGAAUCUGGAAGAUGUUUUGUUCCCUGAGACGAGCCUCACUCCUAUAUUUAAAAUCUACCUAUAAUCGUGUUUUGCAGGUGGAUUCUUCAGAUGGUGUCCUACUUUUGUACAUUAACACUUAGUAAUACCACUCGCCUGGUAUAAAGCACGGGCUUUUACAAAGAUUGAGAGCUUUUAUUUAAUCAUGUCAAUCCAUACAGUAGUCUUAGUAGGCACUUUGAACCCGGGAGUGCUGUGCGUACUUUCCCGGGAGGUGCCUACUUAAGAAAAAUGAUUUCCUAACCGUUUGAUUUGAGUGUAAUGUCCAAGGAACCUUAUAUGAACACUCCUAAAUGACUCGUCGCUAUUUGAUAUCAUAGAGAAACUCAGCAAAAUCCUGAUUCUAGUGGAAGAGCUCGAACUUGCAAGUGACUUGAGACAAACGGAACAAAUCACAAAGCUAAAUUGAGAUAAUGUGUGAUGAAGUUAAAGAGAAGACUAUGUAAUCUCACUCUUCUAACAUCUAUUGACACCGC